AUGACGGUCAAUUACACGUUCGCGACCCUGUUGGAAAAGAUGCAGAAUUCCGACAGGGAUAUUCGUUUCAUGGCAACUACAGAUCUCCUCCUCGAAUUGCAAAAAGACUCGUUCAAACUCGACGAUGACAGCGAAAGAAAGCUGAUUUCGGCGAUUAUCAAAGUCCUCCAAGAUUCCUCAGGCGAAGUUCAAAAUCUGGCUGUGAAGUGUGUCCAGCGCGCGGUCGAGCGAUGCAAGGAAAAGUCCCAGGACCUGAUCAUCAUGGAACUGACACGAAUGACGACAGUUCCAAACAGCUCAAAAGACGAGCGGAUCAGAGAGAUUGCCUCUUUGGGACUCAAAUCGGCGGUACAAUCGCUCUCUACUUCCUCGCCAAUCGGACGAAAGGUUGCCACGAGUUUAAUAAAUACCCUUUGCGAGCGAGGGAACAACGUUGCAGUGAUUACCGAUGCUCUCGAUGUCCUAGCGACUCUCAUCGCCAAGCAAGCUCAUCAUCUUCAAGCUCUCGGUGAGCCAGCUGCAAAUGCUGCUCUAGAAUACCUCGGACAUGAUCGUCAGCCAGUUAGAAAACGAGCAAUCAACAGUUUAUCAAAGAUAAUCGAAACGUCCGGUCCAGCGCUCCAAGAAAGCGUCCUGUCCCGCGUUAUCGAACUUCUAGCGCGAGGCAGUGGACUGAAGCCAGAUUUACUUAAGUCCGUUCUACAAGCUUUAGGAACACUUACGACGACGCGUUCGACGCAACAGCUGAAAAGUAUUAUAGGCAUCGUUUUCAAAAUUGCAGAAGACGACGAUGACGAGCUCCGAGAGUCGGCCCUUGCUGCCCUCGAAGCGGUUUUAAGAAAAGCACCAGGCGCGAUUAAUAAUCUUGAACAGCUGAUGGAGAUCUUGACGAAGGCGAUCCAGCACGACCCGAACUACUGCGAGGAAUUUGACGACGAUGACGAGGAGGAGGAAGAAGAAGACGACGAGGACCAAGAAGACUACUCUGACGACGAAGAUGUGUCUUGGAAGGUUCGCAGAAGCGCUGCCAAGGCAUUGAACGCGAUGAUCUCUUCCGUUUCAAACGUGGAUUUGAUCAUGAGUGCCUCGGGGAUGCUCCUUCUCCAGCGAAUGCGAGAACGAGAGGAAUCAGUCCUCAUCGAAAUCAUCAACGCCUUCAACACAUUCGUCACUUUAUCUGGGCCUAAAAUUGACUCCUUCUUCUCCGACCCUUAUUUGUUCUCGACGCAGAUGAGCAGAAAGCUAAACGCGAAGAACAAAAUCGCCAAAUCAAUCGUGUCUACUUUAUCUCUCAUGGUCGAAAAUUGUCCAAAAUACAUUUGCGAAGAGAGCGUCCAACUCCUUCCUAACAUCUGCAAGUUGAUGAAGGAUAACUCGCCAUCAGUCAGACUCGAAGUUCUCUCUUUCUUCGCAAAGUACGCGAAACAAGUCAGCCCUGAAAUCGCCUCCGCAGCGUCGGCUCUUAUAGUUCCGACGCUGGAAAGCGCUAUCCAAGACUCUUUCUAUCGAAUUUCCGCUGAAGGUCUUCGUGUCCUCCUUCUUUUGGUUCAAAAAGACGCCGCUUGUCUGAACUCGCCUACUGUUGCUGCUGCUCUCGAGAAAUUAGAACUGACGGACAUUGAUCAAGACGUCAAAGACUCUGCCAUCCUCUGUGCUGGUGCCCUUCUGUCCAAAAAUCAAAUCCCAUCGAGCUCAACUGAGAAAACGAUCAGACUUCUAGCGGAAAGAAUGUCGAAUGAAAUGACACGCAUGUCAGCGUUGAAAGCUCUCAGCCAAGCGCUUGAAAACAGCCUCAUUUCAUCAUUCAUUCUCAAAUACGUGAGCGAGCAGAUUCUCACCCUUUCAUCCUUUUUGCGAAAGUCAAAUCGGCAAUUGAGGACGCUUUCGCUUGUAUUUCUGAAGAGUCUUGUUUCGAAUGGUUUCCGAAAUGUUGAUCAAGUAUUGCUUGAAGUGCCCGCUUUGAUUACUGAAAGUGAUCUGCAUGUUGCUCAACUCGCGAUAGAGCUGGCCUCGGCUUGCAUCUCUGCUAAAGAGAGGGAAAACGAAGAGAUUACUCAAAAAUGCCUCGAUCUUGUAAAGAGCUCUCUUUUACAGGGCAAGCCACUCAUCGCUUUGGAGCUCUAUCUUUCUCAGCUUGCCAAGUUCUAUCCGAAGAGAUAUAAGCCCACUGUUCGACAGCUUACAGACUCCAUAUACAGCAAUAAGAUUUCGAACCGAAAUGAGAUCGCCAACUCCGCCAAAUGCCUCGCCGCCUUCACUUACAGUUGGGCAUUCAACUCGCAGGACUCUGUCGAGAAAGCUGUGCAGCCAGUUGUUGAGCAGUUUAUGAGCGAUGUCGAGUCAUCAAAGAUUGAGAGUGUCGAGCAGUUUGCACUCCUCGCUCUUGGUGAAAUAGGCAGCAAGGUUCCUCUUGGCGAAACAGUUGUUAAACACCAGCUAAAGCAGUUUUCUCGAGCUUCCGAAAGCGUGAAGAUGUCCGCUGCUAUUGGAAUCGGCCUCGUCACAUCUGGAAAUCUCGCUCAGCUCAUUCCACUGCUGUUAGACACCCUAUCAUCAAGCGAUUCACCCCAAAUUAGCUAUCUCACGCUUGUUUCUAUUCGCGAAGCAACGAAAAACGCGUCAGAUGAUGCUCUACUACCCUUUGCCAAAGACCUAUUCGCUAGAUUGCAGGAGUACUCUGGUGCAUCAGAAGAAGGCUCCAGAAAUGUACUGGCUGAGUGCCUUGGGCGGCUGGUAUCUGUCGAACCAAGCCUAUGUAAUAUUUUACAGGAAAAAUGCAAGAGCGAAGACUUCCGAAUUCGCCAAACUCAACUUGCUACUGCCAAAAACGUCUGUCACUUACAACAACUCGAUAUCAAAGCCUUCCUCGCUCUUCUUUCAGAUCCGACGAUUCCAGUGAUCAAAAGUGCAAUUGCCUUCAUGAACUCGGAAGCACACAACAACGCCGAAGCGCUGAAACGGCAUUUGUCCAAAGAAGUGUUGGAGUCGCUUUAUAAAGAGACGAAGGUGCGACCUGAUUUGAUCAGGGAAGUGAUGAUGGGCCCAUUCAAGCAUAAAAUAGACGACGGUCUUGAAAUCCGCAAGGCUGCGUUUGAAUGUUUGUACUCGUUGCUGGACUCGUGCCACAAGGAGUUAGACAUGUCGAUUUUGCUCGACAACGUCGAAAACGGUUACGAAGACGACUACGAUGUGAAACUCCUCGCCUAUCUCAUUUUACUGCGAGUUAUUCAUCAAUCUCCCGCGUCGCUCUCAACCAGAGUCGUCAAGUUUUGCGAGCAUUCGAAGAAAAUUCUCAAUCUUCGUGUAAAGCAAGACGCUGUAAAGCAGGAGGCUGAGCGAAGCGAAGAGCUUAAACGAGCUGUAGUACGUGUUGUGGCGCGAAUAAGCAAUAACUCCGCCGAUAUUCUUGCCGAUUCAAACAGCACCCGAGCCUACCAAGACACAAUCCGCCUUAUUCAAAAUUUCCCCGAAUUGUCUCAAUUUCUCGAGCAAGAGCGCAAAUCUUCCGAGCAGCUCGUGUUCAGCCUCACCGAGUCCAGCGCCGAGCAAAUGGAAUUCUAA
Messenger RNA from Oikopleura dioica, 3561 nucleotides. The record is from the annotation of a GenBank genome assembly. Lineage: Eukaryota; Metazoa; Chordata; Appendicularia; Copelata; Oikopleuridae.